This is a messenger RNA of Malurus melanocephalus (red-backed fairy wren), 2437 nucleotides long. RefSeq names its product zinc finger protein 316-like. The transcript has 5 exons. Bases 1 to 1692 code for a protein of 563 amino acids. Gene Ontology annotation, cellular component: nucleus. The record is from RefSeq and is a predicted model, not a curated record. NCBI's taxonomy places the organism in Eukaryota, Metazoa, Chordata, Aves, Passeriformes, Maluridae.
AUGCUGCUGCUGGACCUUGAAGUGCCUCCCAGUGAUGUGAUGCUGCUGCUGGAUCUUAAAGUGACCUCGUGGGGACCRGAGGCCACUCAGGACCCCGAGUGGGCGCCCGAGGCCUGGCAGGACGCGGGCCCCGAUCCCGGCGCGGGCCCCGGCGGUGCGGACCCGGCGGGGUUGUCGCUGCGGGCGGUGGCGGCGGCGGAGCGGCGGCUGGAGCGGAGCGUGGAGGCGGCGGAGCGGCGGCUGGAGCGGCUGGAGCGGCGCGUGGCGGGGCUGGAGCGCUCGGUGCGGGUCGGCGGGGCCCGGCUGGCCGCGCUCCUGCGGGACAACUCCCGCCGCCUCCGCCGCAUCCAGCGCCAGCUCCGCCGCUGCCGCUGCGGGGGGAACCGCACCGACACCGACACCGGCACGGGCAGCGGGCGGGAGCGGACACAGGUGCCAGCGGCAGGUGAGGGUGAGGCRGCUGCUCUGCCAGGGCAGGAGCUGGAGAGUGUGGACAGCCGGGAGCUCCGUGGGAUCGCCGGGAAGGGGAAUUACGAGGCCAUGGUCCCUCUUGGCUCUGAGGAUGCUGGUUCCAAACCUGCACCACUGCCACCAGCUGAGGACAGGGAGGAUCCGGGGACCCCUGGGCUGCCAGAGAAGGGAGCGGUGCUGGGACAGCUUGGUGACAGUGAGAUGAUCGUGAUCAAGACGGAAGAGCAGCAGCCACAGGAGGAAGGAACUGAGCUCCUGGCACUGCCGAUGGUGUCUGCGGUGAGGCUGGAUGAGGAGGCUCCCCUCAGCCAGGAGCAGCCAGUUUCCUGGGAGAGCCACGGCAUGGCUGGGCCAAAGGUGGCUGGAGCAGGCUUGGGGGAAUUCUGCCUGGGGGAAUUCAAGCCGGURGUGGUGCCAGUGGAGGCUCACCCUCCCCCGGGCCUGCCUUUCCCCACGGAGCACGCGCUGGGCGGGGGCACAGAGCAGCCCUUUGCCCUUGCCCAGGGAAUGCCGCUGGGGGAAGACCCCACAGCCGAGGUGGCCUCACCACAGCCCGGCUGGGAACAGCAGAGCCCUCAGGAUGAUCCCCGGGCGCUCCCGCCGGGCUGGAAGAGCGUCCGGCUGACGCGGAACCUCCUGGCGCGGCAGCAGAGCCAGGCGAGGAAGAGCAACGGCUCCUUCAUCUGCACGUCCUGCGGGAAGAGCCUGGCCCACCAUGCUGCGCUGCUGCGGCACCAGCGCCUGCACACGGGCGAGCGGCCCUUCCAGUGCCCGGCCUGCGGGAAGAGCUUCAACGAGAAGUCCAACCUCAACAAGCACUAYCGGAUCCACACCGGGGAGCGGCCGUACUGCUGCCCUGCCUGCGGCAAGGGCUUUGUGCAGAAGCACCACCUGCAGAAGCACCAACGCAUCCACGGGCCGCAGCUCCGCAGUGCGUGGCCGAGCCGGCCAGCGCGGGCCAGCGCCGCUGGGGAGCGGCUCUACCGCUGCAUCGAGUGUGCCGAGAGCUUCCCUCAGAAAGCGUCACUGGAGGAGCACCAGCGCCGGCACACCCAGCAGCGCCCCUUCCAGUGCCACGGCUGCACCAAGAGCUUCCGGCACCGGCAGUCGCUGAACCACCACCAGAAGGUGCAUGCCGUGGCCACCUCUCCAGCUGGCACCUUGCCGGGACAUGAGCCGGAGCUGGAGCCCUGCGAGGCUCUGAGCCAAGAUAAUCGGUAGCUGGAGGGCUGGAGAAGGGAAAGGACAGUGGUUCUUUGGUGGGACAGGCCAGGCGGCUGGGACUUGUGGUACUGCCAGGAGUUUGUCUGUAAUGCUGUGGGACUUGUGGCACCACCGGGGUCUCCAGGAUGAGGAGGAGGAAGAGGAGGAAGGAGGCUGCUGUUUUGUGCCGACAGGGAAGGGCCCAGGGCGGGAUGGGACUGGCCACAGGCAGCAGAGGGUCAGUGGACAGAACCGAGCUGGGUGGUGCCGCUGCCCUGUGGAUUCAGCAGAGGAACGGCUGUGUCAGAUCCCAUGGAAUGCUGGAACUUGGGUUGUUUGAACAUCACCAGUGUGGAGGGAGGUGGCCUGGGGGUGGUCAGUGGCCUGGGGGUGGUCAGUGGCCUGGGACUGGUCAGUGGCUCUGGGGGCUGGGUGGCAGGACCAGCCGGGAAGAGAAUCAGAUAAAAGACUGAGCUAAUAUGGUCUCCUGUUGUGCUCCAGGGUGGGCGAGGGGCAGACUGGAAGGUGACACUGCUCAACAGGGAUGGGGCCAUCAGGGGAGGAAUGCAGAGCUGCCUGAUGGGAAUGUGUGAUGGGAAUGUAGAGCAAUCCCACAGGAGUCCCCCACAGCAUUCUCUGUAGGAUCUGUAGGCACCACGGGACUCCCUGGCAGUGCUAAGGGACACAUCCCACCCAUGGUGGCCAGGGCCACUCUGUGCUCUGCCCUUCCCUGCUCCCCUUGGCUACUUGUUCUUCCUGGCUG